Carlito syrichta (Philippine tarsier) is the source of this 881-nucleotide messenger RNA. RefSeq names its product Rho GDP dissociation inhibitor gamma (gene ARHGDIG). The coding region runs from base 1 to 702 and encodes 233 amino acids. Lineage: Eukaryota; Metazoa; Chordata; Mammalia; Primates; Tarsiidae. Gene Ontology annotation, biological process: Rho protein signal transduction. The record is from RefSeq and is a predicted model, not a curated record. Gene Ontology annotation, molecular function: protein binding; Rho GDP-dissociation inhibitor activity. Gene Ontology annotation, cellular component: cytosol; membrane; cytoplasm. The transcript has 6 exons.
AUGGGGGCUGCAGGCCACCCCAGGUUGGAGCUGGCCCCAGCCUGGAGACAAGAGGCCCAGCACCCCCAUGCCCUGCAGGAGAGGAGGGGCAGAGUCCUCCUGGCGGACAAGGAGGGUAGGCAGCCUCCACCACCAAACGAGGUGCUGGACGAGGCCGUGCCGGAGUACCAAGCACCGGGCAGGAAGAGCAUCCUGGAGAUCCAGCAGCUGGACGCAGAUGACGAGAGCCUGGCCACCUACAAGCGGGUGCUGCUGGGGCCCCCACCACCUGUUGUGGACCCAGGCCUGCCCAAUGUGCAGGUGAUGCGACUGACACUCGUGUCUGAGCAGGCGCCGGAGCCCAUCACCAUGGACCUCACAGGGGACCUGGCUGCGCUAAAGAACCAGGUGUUUGUCCUGAAGGAGGGUGUUGAUUACAAAGUGAAGAUCACCUUCAAGGUCAACAGGGAGAUCGUCAGUGGCCUCAAGUGUCUGCAUCAUACCUACCGCCGGGGUCUGCGUGUGGACAAGGCUGUCUGCAUGGUGGGCAGCUACGGCCCGUGUGCACAGGAGUACGAGUUUGUGACGCCAGUGGAGGAGGUGCCGCGGGGCACGCUGGUGCGGGGCACCUACGUGGUCACGUCCCUCUUCACCGAUGACGACAGGACGGACCACCUGUCCUGGGAGUGGGGCCUGCUCAUCUGUCGGGACUGGAAGGGCUGAGCCCCUCCCCACUGGGGUCCUUGUUUCCCCUCCUCCCUCAGUGGCUGCAAGGGACCCCCAACGCUCCCCAGCCCCUCCGCGGCCCCCAGACCCUCCACUGCCCUCUGCUCUGUCCUGCCCCUGCCCCAGGCCUGGCGCUGUCCCCUGAACAGUCCAUUAAACAUCGCCCUGUCUCAGUG